UAAACGUCCUGAGUAAUGAGUGGCUUGGGCCGGAGCAGGCGAGGUGGCCGGACCCGGGCGGGCCAGGAGUGGUCUCCACAGGGCCUGCGGACGGGGGUGGCCAUGGGUCAGUGCCCCGAAGAGCAGUACUGGGAUCCCCUACUGAACAUCUGCCUCUCCUGCAAACUCAUCUGCAGCCAUCAGAUUCCACGUACCUGUGCAGCAUUCUGCAAGUCCCUCAGCUGCCACAAGGAGCAAGGCAGGUACUACGACCGGCUGCUGCGGGACUGCAUCAGCUGCGCCUCCAUCUGCGGCCGGCACCCCAAGCAGUGCACGUACUUCUGUGAGAACAAGUCGCGGACCCACUCGAACCUUCCGCUGGAGCUCGGGACCCCGGGGGCCGGGGAAGCCGAAGUCAGGCCAGACGACCUGGGAAGGUACCAGGGAACAGAGCACAGGGGCUCGGAGGCCGUUCCAGGGCUGAAGCUGAGCGCCGACCAGCUGGCCCUGGUCUACAGCACGCUGGGGCUGUGCCUCUGCGCCAUCAUCUGCUGCUUCCUCCUGGCCGUCGCCUGCUUCCUGAAGAGGAGAGGGGACCAGCUCUCCUGCCAGCCCUUGCCGGCCCCUAGUCAGACCCAGGCCAAGUCCUCCAAGGAUCACUGGAUGGAAGCUGGAAGGGCAGUGGGCGCAUUGCCGGAGCCGGUGGAGACGUGCAGCUUCUGCUUCCCAGAGCGCAGGCAGCCCACCCAGGAGAGUGUGGGCGAGCCCGGGACCCCCGGGGCUGCGCGCUCUGGGAGGUGGGGGCGCCUUGGCAGGACCGCCACUGGACACCCCUGCACACGUGCCCUGGAAGGCGGCCUUGAGGUCCUGUGCGCUCCUGCCGAGGAGGGGGGCCCGGCUUCAUAAAACGGGGGAAGGUCGCCAUCACCUACUCACCUGCAGUGAAGUCAUACACACCUGCGGACACGGCCCCCAAGAGCCGCUCUUUAGAAAUAAAACCUUCCCCGGCUGCCCACUCCUCCCUGUCACUGGUUUUCGUCGUGUCCACUCUGUGAUGACUCCGGACGUCCCACGCCUCCCGCUGUCCCCUGGGGCUCAAGGCUCAAGCACAGCGCCGCCGCCUGGUUUCUGAGGACCCGCAAGCUAACGGCCCCACCAGGCUCACGACCGCGCUCCUGGACCUGUGCUGGGUGGGAAGAAGGGGGUUUUUGCUGGGACUGUGUUUCGUGCUUUCAUUCAAGAGGGAAAGCCAGACAGAGGGGAAAGCUGAAGAAUGGCCUGAAGACCAUUCUCCGCCUGAAGAGGGCCUGUCUCUGUUCUUUGCCUUCUUGGUGCUGGCCAACCUGGGGGGCGUCGGGCGCGGUCUGCUGUCCCGUCCCAUCUGUCAGGCGGGCCCUGUUCCUGGGCUGGGAGAAUCCCGGUGGUCCUUCCCCUGGCCCCCCGGAGUGGAACCCCUCUCGGGGACCCAGCCACAGGAGAGGGCGCGCUCCUUCCUGCCCCGCAGCGGGUUUUCACCUGGAUCCCGAGUGUGCCGCUCUUUGCUCAGCUUCGGUUUGUUAGGAAGAAGAGCCUGGGCGGGGCAGCGGGCCUGCACCUCACAUGCGGGGAGGGGCUCCUCUGGUCUCCUGCUCGGUGCCUGGAAUGUUGGAUGAGGUCCAGCGCAAGUCCGUGGACAAGAUCCUGUGAGUGGGUGUCCACUCCCGUGCUGCAGUUUCCAGAAAGUCUGUACUCCCGUGCUAACCCAGACUCAGCCUUCGGCAGCUCUUUACCCCACUGCAAGGACUCGACUCUCUUGCCCAUUCCCAUAGUGGCUCUGCCUUCUUCCCUGUGGCGGCCUGUCACGUCCCCGCUGUCCUCAGAGGCACCAGCUUGCCUUACACCUCAGGCUACUUGGCUGCCCUGUGGCUGCAGCUCGCAGAUGGGCUCAGAGAAGACAUUUGGGGUGGGAGGUUAUCCAGCUUGACUAUCACUUAGGAAGGAGUGGUCCUCUCUCUGGCUCUCUACUUCCUAGGUGCCACCGGAAGCCAGGGCGAUCUUUUAAAAAUAUCACUUCCCUCUUGAAAGUCUUUUCAUGGCUUAAGCCCCUCCAGUGGGUUCUCAACAUAGAAUCAAAGCUCAGCCUCUUACAAGGGCAUUCAGCGGCAUGUGCUCUGGCCCCCGGGCUCCUCUCAAACCCCGCUCCCCUCACACUCAUGACACCCACCAGCCUUCAGCCCCACUUGCCCUCGUCCUCAGAGAGAUUUUUCCCUUUCUCAGGCCUGCCCUGAGGCCUUGGGCUUUGCCGUUCCCUCUCCCAGGAAUGCCCUUCCCUGCAUCUUCACUCGGGUUGGAGGGGGUGCUCUUAUCGUGUAAGCCUCAGCUCAAGUGCCCUUUCCCCCCCCCAGUUUCCUUUCUCCCUGAUUUCCCAAAUUUCAAAAAUCUCCCAGAUAGGACUCGGGAACAGAGGAGACAUGGGAAGGAGGGCGAGAGACCCUCUGAUAUUUUACUGGGGCUUCUGGGCCGGCGACUCUCAGCCUUAGCUGCACAUUAGAAUCCCUG
Molecule: messenger RNA, 2517 nt
Organism: Suricata suricatta (meerkat)
Lineage: Eukaryota; Metazoa; Chordata; Mammalia; Carnivora; Herpestidae
Gene: TNFRSF13B
Product: TNF receptor superfamily member 13B
Exons: 6
Coding region: 16-885 (289 amino acids)
Cellular component (GO): plasma membrane
Source: RefSeq, a predicted model, not a curated record